Molecule: messenger RNA, 667 nt
Organism: Melampsora larici-populina 98AG31
Lineage: Eukaryota; Fungi; Basidiomycota; Pucciniomycetes; Pucciniales; Melampsoraceae
Exons: 1
Coding region: 275-559 (94 amino acids)
Source: RefSeq, a predicted model, not a curated record
CAUAGGAUUCAACACAAGUUAAUUGCUACAUUCAGAACAACUCAAUUACUGGACUGAAAAUGAUUAAGAAUACCAAAAUGAAACACUGAUAAGAUGAAGAUUAUAAAUGAAAAUGAUUGAAACAAACAACUCAAAACUAGGGAUAACAAAGAUGGGGAAAAAAACUACAUCACAGAAAUGAAACAUUUAUAAGAGAGAAAAUUAGAGAUGGAAAUGAACAAAACAGAGAAGAUACACACACACAAAUUAUUAACAAAACCAAAUUGAAAAGAAGAUGAAGAACAUUAAAGGAAAGAAAAAGAUUUUAAAUGAAGAGGAGAACUUGAAAGAAGAUUCAUCAGGUUCUUCUUCAGUUAGAUUAAGAGGUCAACCAAUUUCAUUACCACUUACUAAUCCAAAUCAAGCAUCUCACUCUAAUCCUUCGAAGACACCAAGAAUCUCAUCAAGUUCAAAAAGAGCAGAAGAACUAAGAGAAGAAGAAGAACUAAGAAAGAGAUCGAUGAGCAGUGAAUCAAGUCACUCAUCGACUUAUUCAAAUCAUGAAAAUAUAAAUGAAUAAUUCAUAACCCCCAAGAUUGUUACUGAUGCGAAAGUGGGAGGGAGAGUAUGUUCAAUUUCAUGAUCUGAACCUGAAUCAAAUGGUAAGAUAUCAAGAGGUUUGGACGAG